This is a messenger RNA of Penaeus chinensis, 2607 nucleotides long. RefSeq names its product endo-1,4-beta-xylanase B-like. The coding region runs from base 1 to 2607 and encodes 868 amino acids. NCBI's taxonomy places the organism in Eukaryota, Metazoa, Arthropoda, Malacostraca, Decapoda, Penaeidae. The transcript is spliced from 3 exons. The record is from RefSeq and is a predicted model, not a curated record.
AUGUAUGCAAGCGCUACCGGACUACCAAGCUACUGGACUAUCAGGAUACCGGACUACCAAGCUACUGAACUACUAGGCUACCGGACUACUAAGCUACUGGACUACCAGGAUACCGGACUACCAAGCUACUGGACUACCAGGCUACCGGACUACCAGGAUACAGGACUACCAGGCAACCGGACUACCAGGCUACUGGACUACCAGGCUACCGGACUACCAGGCAACUGGACUACCAGGCUACCGGACUACCAGACUACCUGGCUACCCGACAACCAAUUUCCAGGACUACCAGACAAAAGAACUACCGAACUACCAGGCUACUGGACUACCAGGCUACCGGACUACCAGGCAACUGGACUACCAGGCUACCGGACUACCAGACUACCAGGCUACCCGACAACCAAUUUCCAGGACUACCAGACAAAAGAACUACCGAACUACCAGGCUACUGGACUACCAGGCUACCGGACUACCAGGCAACUGGACUACCAGGCUACCGGACUACCAGACUACCAGGCUACCCGACAACCAAUUUCCAGGACUACCAGACAAAAGAACUACCGAACUACCAGGCUACUGGACUACCAGGCUACCGGACUACCAGGCAACUGGACUACCAGGCUACCGGACUACCAGACUACCUGGCUACCCGACAACCAAUUUCCAGGACUACCAGACAAAAGAACUACCGAACUACCAGGCUACUGGACUACCAGGCUACCGGACUACCAGGCAACUGGACUACCAGGCUACCGGACUACCAGACUACCAGGCUACCCGACAACCAAUUUCCAGGACUACCAGACAAAAGAACUACCGAACUACCAGGCUACUGGACUACCAGGCUACCGGACUACCAGGCAACUGGACUACCAGGCUACCGGACUACCAGACUACCAGGCUACCCGACAACCAAUUUCCAGGACUACCAGACAAAAGAACUACCGAACUACCAGGCUACUGGACUACCAGGCUACCGGACUACCAGGCAACUGGACUACCAGGCUACCGGACUACCAGACUACCAGGCUACCCGACAACCAAUUUCCAGGACUACCAGACAAAAGAACUACCGAACUACCAGGCUACUGGACUACCAGGCUACCGGACUACCAGGCAACUGGACUACCAGGCUACCGGACUACCAGACUACCUGGCUACCCGACAACCAAUUUCCAGGACUACCAGACAAAAGAACUACCGAACUACCAGGCUACUGGACUACCAGGCUACCGGACUACCAGGCAACUGGACUACCAGGCUACCGGACUACCAGACUACCAGGCUACCCGACAACCAAUUUCCAGGACUACCAGACAAAAGAACUACCGAACUACCAGGCUACUGGACUACCAGGCUACCGGACUACCAGGCAACUGGACUACCAGGCUACCGGACUACCAGACUACCAGGCUACCCGACAACCAAUUUCCAGGACUACCAGACAAAAGAACUACCGAACUACCAGGCUACUGGACUACCAGGCUACCGGACUACCAGACUACCUGGCUACCCGACAACCAAUUUCCAGGACUACCAGACAAAAGAACUACCGAACUACCAGGCUACUGGACUACCAGGCUACCGGACUACCAGGCAACUGGACUACCAGGCUACCGGACUACCAGACUACCAGGCUACCCGACAACCAAUUUCCAGGACUACCAGACAAAAGAACUACCGAACUACCAGGCUACUGGACUACCAGGCUACCGGACUACCAGGCAACUGGACUACCAGGCUACCGGACUACCAGACUACCAGGCUACCCGACAACCAAUUUCCAGGACUACCAGACAAAAGAACUACCGAACUACCAGGCUACUGGACUACCAGGCUACCGGACUACCAGGCAACUGGACUACCAGGCUACCGGACUACCAGACUACCAGGCUACCCGACAACCAAUUUCCAGGACUACCAGACAAAAGAACUACCGAACUACCAGGCUACUGGACUACCAGGCUACCGGACUACCAGGCAAUCCGGAUCUACCAGGGCAGACCGGACUACCAGACUACCAGGCUUACCACGACAAAACCAAUUUUCCAGGUCUACAGAAAAAGUACUACCGAACGUACCAGGCUACUGGACUACCAGGGCUCCGGACUACCAGGCAACGGGCACCUGCUAAGAGCUACCGGCACUAUAAGACUCCUACCAGAGCUACCCGACAACAAAUUCCAGGACUACCAGACAUCAAAGGAAAAUACCGAACUACCAGGCUACUGGACUACCCAGGCUGAUCGGGACUACAAGCCAAAUGGACUACCAGGCCUACGGAUACACCAGACUUACCAGGACUACCGACAACCAAUCUCCAGGCUACCGCUGACUGUCCUGGCAACUGGACUCCAGGCUACCCGGCCCGCACCGCCCCAGGACUACCAGGCCUACCACCGCCUACUAACCAAUUCUCCAGGAUCAAAGACCAUGACAAUACGAACUACCGAACUACCAAGCGCUACUGGAUACCAGGCCUACGGCGCACUACAGGCAAUGGAUCACCAGGCUGUACCGGAGACUACCAGACUACCAGGCUAUCCCGACAAAUACAUCUAUCGGUUUCCCAGGAUCUACCAGACAAAAGAGAGAGAUAGAGACUGA